This is a messenger RNA of Linum tenue, 1174 nucleotides long. The record is from the annotation of a GenBank genome assembly. Lineage: Eukaryota; Viridiplantae; Streptophyta; Magnoliopsida; Malpighiales; Linaceae.
AUGGGAAAUCCAUUGUUGGAUAUAUCUGCGGUCGUGGACCAAGAUUUCUUGAACAAAUAUGAUAUCAAGUUGAACAAUGCGAUCCUCGCCGAGGAAAAGCAUUUUCCCAUGUACGAAGAAAUGGCCAAAAACUACAAAGUGGAGUUUAUUGCAGGAGGUGCUACUCAAAACUCAAUCAAAGUGGCUCAGUGGAUGCUUCAGUUUCCUGGUGCAACAAGUUACAUUGGGUGUAUUGGGAAGGACAAGUUUGGGGAGGAAAUGAAGAAAAACUGUAAACUUGCUGGUGUUAAUGUUCGCUAUUAUGAGGAUGAAUCCACACCCACAGGAACUUGUGCUGUCUGUGUCCUUGGAGGUGAAAGAUCACUUGUAGCAAAUCUAUCAGCAGCAAACUGCUAUAAGUCUGACCAUCUCAGGAAACAAGCCAAUUGGGCACUGGUUGAGAAGGCUAAGUACUUCUACAUUGCUGGAUUCUUCCUUACUGUGUCCCCUGACUCCAUCCAACUUGUUGCUGAAUAUGCAGCCGCAACCAACAAGGUGUUCACUAUGAACCUUUCAGCUCCAUUCAUCUGUGAGUUCUUCAGGGAUGCACAAGAGAAAGUCCUUCCGUACGUGGACUUCGUAUUUGGAAACGAAACUGAAGCAAGAACUUUCUCAAAAGUUCAUGGUUGGGAGACGAAGAAUGUGAAAGAAAUAGCUAUCAAGAUAUCGCAAUGGCCUAAGGCAUCAGGAACAUACAAGAGGAUUACUGUCAUAACUCAAGGUGAAGAUCCUGUGGUUGUUGCUGAAGAUGGGAAUGUGAGGACUUUUCCUGUCACUCCAUUGCCAAAAGAGAAGCUAGUCGACACAAAUGGUGCAGGUGAUGCGUUUGUCGGAGGAUUUAUGUCGCAGUUGGUUCAAAAGAAGCCCAUUGAAGAAUGUGUAAGAGCAGGUUGCUAUGCGUCCAAUGUUGUCAUCCAAAGGUCUGGCUGCACAUACCCGGAAAAGCCUGAUUUCGAGUGAAAAACACUUGGAAAUUGGCUUUUCUAAAGUUGAACCACUAUUGUUCUACUAUUUUGUUAUUGUUUUCUUCUAGAUUUGGUGCUUCGAGCACAAUACCAACAAAGUACAAUAAUACACAAUUAUAACUGUCUCCUUUUAAGUAUAUUCAUUUACACAAAUGUGAGGAAGUAUGGUC